This is a messenger RNA of Racocetra fulgida, 1005 nucleotides long. The record is from the annotation of a GenBank genome assembly. NCBI's taxonomy places the organism in Eukaryota, Fungi, Glomeromycota, Glomeromycetes, Diversisporales, Gigasporaceae.
AUGUCAAAUUUUCACCCUCUUCACGAACAAUUAUUAUGCGAAUGGAAAUUAAAACUUUCAAAGACAGAAAAUUUAUUUCCAUGUCCAACAUUAAACGGGCUUUUUAAAGAUGAAACUGAAAUUUUUGACAAUCAUGAUGAAUCGGCUAAAUCUUCUUCACAAGAAUUCGUAUGUGAAGUAGAUCCAAAUUUAAUUCAAAAUAUAAGUGCAAAAUUAAGUAUUGGAAAAGCGGAUGAGAUUUUAUCUGAUUUUAACACGUUAAUGAGAUUGCCACAUUCACAACUUAAUAAAAUAUUUAAAGACUUGGAUAUUUCCCAACUUGAUGAUGUUGUAUUGGCUAUCUUAUGCAAUGAAAUCGUUAAGCAUGAAGAUAUUGCAUAUCAAAAUUAUGUUGUAUUUUUUAAAUAUGGAUUAUUAGAAAAGGUGCGACAUAUAAAAUCAAAACCUUCGCGUAAUUUCUUGGCAAAUAUUUCGAAUAUUGCAAAAGCAAAAAGUAAACCGAUGGUUUAUGGUUUAUUAUUGCCUUUAAUUACGGAAUCAGAUAUAUCACAACCUCAAUUAGAAGUGAUUUCUCGUGUAAUCGACAGUGGAUUAAGUGAAGAAUCUAUCGUCGCAUUAUUGACGGAACUAUUUUCAGAAUCCUAUCCUUCGAUCUCUCAAGUUAACAAUUCCACAUCAAAAGAUUCUUUCAACCUCCAAAUAAAAUGGACUCUUUCAACAAUUGAUGUCCUAUUUUCGAUAUUUAGUCAAAAAUUCGAUUUAAAAGAAACAGCUUCCCAGCAUAUUAUUCCAAAAUUUUUACGACACCUAGAUUUCAACAUUGAAUUAUUGCCAGAUGACAAAAAAUUGGGUCAGCUAUUAAUGUUACUUGUCACAAAGCAUUCUAAAGAUUUUAUGGAAAGCCUGGAAGAAAUCAAAGCUAUUGCUGAAAAAAGUAAAUCGUUUAUCAAAAGAGGUGUUUUAGUGCAGAUUACAAAUUUGAUGAAGAAACAAAAUAAAGUUUGA